AUGUCGCUCCUACCCUACCUCUGUCCCGAUUCCUCGCCGCUACGACGACGAGAAAGCCGCGAAGGACGACGCAUUCCGCGCACAAGUACGACGCCGAAGCCGCGAGGGAGGUGCCGCGCAAAGUACGACGACGAGAAAGCCGCGAAGGACGACGCAUUCCGCGCACAAGUACGACGCCGAAGCCGCGAAGGUCGAUGCCGCGCAAGCGUACGACGACAAGAAAGCCGCGAAGGACGACGAAUUCCGCGCACAAGUACGACGCCGAAGCCGCGAAGGUCGAUGCCGCGCACAAGUACGACGACGAAGCCGCGAGGGAGGUGCCGCGCAAAGUACGACGACGAGAAAGCCGCGAAGGACGACGCAUUCCGCGCACAAGUACGACGCCGAAGCCGCGAAGGUCGAUGCCGCGCAAAGUACGACGACGAGAAAGCCGCGAAGGACGACGAAUUCCGCGCACGAGUACGACGCCAAAGCCGCGAGGGAGGUGCCGCGCAAAGUACGACGACGAGAAAGCCGCGAAGGACGACGCAUUCCGCGCACAAGUACGACGCCGAAGCCGCGAAGGUCGAUGCCGCGCAAAGUACGACGACGAGAAAGCCGCGAAGGACGACGAAUUCCGCGCACGAGUACGACGCCAAAGCCGCGAGGGAGGUGCCGCGCAAAGUACGACGACGAGAAAGCCGCGAAGGACGACGCAUUCCGCGCACAAGUACGACGCCGAAGCCGCGAAGGACGACGAAUUCCGCGCACGAGUACGACGCCAAAGCCGCGAAGGACGAUGCCGCGCAAACGUACGACGAAGAGAAAGCCGCGAAGGACGAAUUCCGCGCACUAUGCCACCUAUGCCCACCUAUGCCACCUAUGCCACUUAUGCUGUCUUCGUCCCUUUUUCCUGGUGCUGUCCAUCACUUUCCGCCGUUACUGCCGUCGUCUCCAUUUGCUCCGCUUUUUUUCUUCUUGUUUUCCGGUGUCUGUUUGCGUGCGUUCUGCUGGGAGCGUACUCUGUUGUUCGGUGGUGUCUGGCGGUUUCCGCCUUCGUCAGGCGUUGGGGAGCGGUCCGGCCAUCCCAGUGGAUGUUUCUUCGAGGCAGCAGGAAUAUACCAUCGUGUCACAUGUACAGCGGCGAUUCUUGACAGCAAAUGA
This is a messenger RNA of Zychaea mexicana, 1143 nucleotides long. RefSeq lists its product as uncharacterized. Bases 1 to 1143 code for a protein of 380 amino acids. The transcript has 4 exons. The record is from RefSeq and is a predicted model, not a curated record. NCBI's taxonomy places the organism in Eukaryota, Fungi, Mucoromycota, Mucoromycetes, Mucorales, Lichtheimiaceae.